Molecule: messenger RNA, 1014 nt
Organism: Cryphonectria parasitica EP155
Lineage: Eukaryota; Fungi; Ascomycota; Sordariomycetes; Diaporthales; Cryphonectriaceae
Exons: 2
Coding region: 468-851 (127 amino acids)
Cellular component (GO): DASH complex; mitotic spindle; spindle microtubule
Source: RefSeq, a predicted model, not a curated record
CUCCAUUCUACCACAGAUAUCCAAAAGACAAAACAAGAAACAGACGAACCCAUCCACAUACCUAAUCUUCCCGCAAUCCCACAGGUCUUUUCUGAGAGAUCAACCAACCCAACCCGAUUACAACAACCCUGUCUGUCGUAUCUUCCCCCUCGCAACCCCACCAAGGUGGGAUAAUCCAGAAGAGGGAGGCGGGUGGUGGAAACCCUGAUCCGAUCCGAUCCCAAAGAGACAAAGAGAGAAAACAGCGGGGUAGCCCAGGACAGAAGAGAAGCACAGAUCAUUCAGGACGAGAAAGCGGGGUAGGGGAGGUCAACUGUCCCAAGCACCACGACGAAGAUAGAACCAAGAAGAAAAGAGAGACGACGAAGAGAGACCAGAGAGCAGACAAAGGAGAAGAAGGAAGAGAGAGGAGGAAAAAAACAUUAGAGAGCAAACCAACUCGACUGAUCCCAUAUCGACAAAAAGUGAUGGCAUCAACAUCCACCCGCGGCGAAUUCGAACGCCAGCGCGCCGAGCUAAUUCGCGAGAUCGCAGAGAGCUUCGAGCACGUCCUAGCCGGCAUAAACAAACUAAACCGCAACCUAGAGGCGGUCAUCACAGUAGGCAACGAGUUCUCCUCCGUCGAGGCCCUGUGGAGCACGUUCGAGAACGUCAUGGGCCAGGAGGAGUCGAGGGGGGAGAACAAUCACAGCGGAGGCGGGGCCGCGGCGGCAGAGGGGGCCAACGAGGAGGCAGAGGAGGAAGAGGAGCAACAACAGCAGCAGGGGGGAAGGAGGGGCAACAAGCCUGCAGGGGAGGAGGAGCAAGAUGCAGAUGGGGAGGAAGAGGGGCAUGAAGGCGGGGACCUGUGAGGAGUGAGCGGGUGAGGGAGGUAUUGGAGACGGACGAUCGCCGAUGAGAACAAGAAACGUCGACCGCCUUGAUAGAGAGGAGAUAGAUGCACUUGGCUUGGAGGUGGAAAAAUAACCAUGAUACCCAAUAUACCUACUGCCUCUACGCUGAUGGCCCUUACCC